Molecule: messenger RNA, 817 nt
Organism: Schistosoma bovis
Lineage: Eukaryota; Metazoa; Platyhelminthes; Trematoda; Strigeidida; Schistosomatidae
Source: the annotation of a GenBank genome assembly
UGCACGUUGUGAACAUUAAAAAUUGUGAAGGCUGAAAUGUAUUAACUUUACCAUAAAGCCUACAUGUGCUUACAAAUUAUUUCGAAAUUGGUUGUUACCCUACACAUCUUUGUUAAUUAUUCACUAGAAACAUUGAGCGUUUAUAUAUAUGUGUGCGUGCUAGUGUACAUACGGUUAUAUACUCGUAUUUAGUACAUUACUUAUAAAAAUUGAGUCACCCUUAUUGCUUGCUGAGUCAGUAUGUGGUUGGGGAUAGACCCACGUUAUCAAGUUAUCUAAGUGUAUCAUAGUCAGUAAUAACGGUUAUGUUCUCAUUUAUGUAGUUGCUUAAUUGUAGAUAUUUCGGAAUAAUUCCGCUUAUGAAAUUAAGGGGGGUACGUUUUUCGCUAUGUUUUAAUUUUUUUCUCUCAUGAUCAGUUGUGCUACAUUUGAUGACCGUAGGAUGAUGGAGCGGUACUUUCGUCGUACAAAACUACUUUUUUCGUGUAAUUCAGCAGAAAUGAGAGAAAGAUACAUUUUCUUCAUCACGUAUCACGAUAGUGUUAAUUGUAAUUCCCGUUUAAAUUUGGUUGGUUGCCCGGUGCAGCGUCAAGUUCCAAAAGAGAGUAGAGUUUAUCCUCACCUCGGGAUGUUACGUACUUCAAGGCUAUAUUUACUUAUUGCAACUCCUAUUGUUCAUCUCUUAUUUAAUAUUUUAAUGUAUGAAAUAGAUAUAUCCGAGACACUACCUGUAUUCGAUUUUAUAACUCGUUCUGUUAAUAACGAGAUCAGUCAAUAAAAUAAGUACGAUGUAAAUAAGAUUCACAUUUCGUUCGUC